Messenger RNA from Punica granatum (pomegranate), 2244 nucleotides. Lineage: Eukaryota; Viridiplantae; Streptophyta; Magnoliopsida; Myrtales; Lythraceae. The record is from RefSeq and is a predicted model, not a curated record.
GUGGCUUUCUAAACCCUAGCUUUCUUCUUCUCCCUCCCUCUUCCCCUCUCCCGACCUCUCUUCUCCGCAGCUCCUCUCCCUUCCUGCUGCUGCUGCUCGCGAGCUCCAUCGUGAGCCCCAUAACUCCUCCGCCUCCUGCCUCUUGAGUUAUUGCCGGAAAAAGGCGACUGUCGGUCUGAAGGAUUUGGCACAAUGCUCGUGUUGUUCGAGACUCCAGCAGGGUUUGCCCUGUUUAAAGUUUUGGAUGAAGGGAAGCUCUCCAAAGUCGAGGACCUGUCGAAGGAGUUCUCCUCAGCAGAGUCUGCUAGACAGGUGGUGAAGCUAAAAGAUUUCAAGAAGUUUGAGAAUACAUCGGAAGCCCUGUCGGCCGCAACAUGUUUGAUUGAAAGCAAACCUUACAAAGGUCUGCGCAAGUUCUUACGUGAUCACUGUGAUGGAGAGACAUUGGGUGUGGCCGAUUCAAAGCUUGGAAAUGCAAUUAAAGAGAAACUGCAAAUCGAAUGUGUCCACAACAAUGCUGUUAUGGAGUUGAUGCGUGGUCUGCGAAGUCAGUUGACUGAGCUCAUUACAGGUCUUGCUGUCCAGGACUUGGCUCCCAUGAGCCUUGGUUUAUCUCAUAGCCUUUCUAGAUACAAGUUGAAGUUCAGUGCUGAUAAGGUGGAUACAAUGAUCAUCCAAGCCAUAGGUUUGCUUGAUGAUCUUGAUAAAGAGCUUAAUACAUAUGCCAUGAGGGUCCGGGAAUGGUAUGGGUGGCAUUUCCCAGAGCUUGCCAAGAUUGUGCAGGAUAACAUUCUUUAUGCCAAGACAGUCAAGUUGAUGGGUGAUCGUGCUAAUGCUGCAAAGCUCGACCUCUCUGAGAUACUACCAGAAGAGGUUGAGGCUGAGUUGAAGGAGGCAGCUAUGAUCUCCAUGGGAACUGAAGUUAAUGAGCUUGACUUAAUGAACAUCAGGGAGCUGUGUGACCAGGUCCUGUCUCUUGCCGAGUACAGAGCCCAACUCUAUGAUUACCUGAAGAGCAGAAUGAACGCCAUUGCACCUAACUUGACUGCCCUAGUUGGAGAGCUUGUGGGUGCCCGCCUCAUUGCUCAUGGUGGCAGCUUGUUGAAUCUUGCAAAGCAGCCUGGAAGCACCAUUCAGAUCCUCGGAGCAGAAAAGGCCCUUUUCAGAGCUUUGAAGACAAAGCAUGCUACCCCUAAAUAUGGGCUUAUUUACCAUGCAUCUUUGAUUGGGCAGGCGGCCCCAAAAAUGAAGGGGAAGAUCUCUCGAUCACUUGCUGCUAAAACUGCUCUGGCAAUCAGAUGCGAUGCUCUUGGAGACAACCAAGACAAUUCAAUGGGUCUCGAAAAUCGGGCCAAGCUUGAAGCAAGAUUAAGAAACCUUGAGGGCAGGGAACUGGGUCGCUCUGCUGGUUCUGCAAAGGGGAAACCGAAGAUAGAAGUCUAUGACAAGGACAGAAAGAGGGGAGCUGGGGCACUAGUAACUCCUGCAAAGACAUACAACCCGGCAGCGGACUCGACUCUUGGGCAAGCUUUAAGUGAUACUGCUAAAGAGGAAGAAACUGUCACCAAGAAGAGUUCUGAAGCAGCAGAGAAAGAGAAGAAGGAGAAAAAGAAGGAUAAGAAGAAGAAGUCUGAGGAAGCUAGUGAUAUGGCUGUUGAUGGGAAUGGCUCUGCAGAACCUGAAGGUGAAGAGUCGGGCAAGAAAGAAAAGAAAAAGAAGAAGAAGAAAGAGGAGAAUGGGUUAGAGGAUGGCAAGAAAGCUGAAGCAGGGGAGGAAAAGAAGAAGAAGAAGAAGAAGAAGAGAAAGCAUGUGGAGGAAGAUGAAGAAGAAAGCGAGCAACCCAGCAAGAAGAAAGAAAAGAAGAAAAAGAAGAAGAAUGAGGACUGAGAACUUCUUCCAACCUGGCACCUAACAAAAUUUUGUUCCCAUCGAAUCUUAAGGCUCGACUUUGGGCAAUUCACUGUAAGAUCUCAUCCCGUUUGGUUCGCUUUGAGGAUCUUAUCCUGGGUUCUUAUUUGCAGCGAUUUUCUUUCCCUUUUAGAUUUUGUAUUUCUGAUGAAAAUGGUUGCAAAUCCUUUGAAGAGGACAAUAUUAGGGAUUAUAUAAUGGAAGCUUCUCUAAAUUGUAUUUGCUUGGUUUAUUCUAUUCCUGUUCCUUUUGUGAAUGCUGCUUUCCGGUCUUUUUAUUUGUGACCUUCGAAGGGAUGAACAUGUCAUGCAGUUAAUCGGCUCGUUUGAAAUCUGA